Drosophila eugracilis is the source of this 2349-nucleotide messenger RNA. RefSeq lists its product as uncharacterized. The transcript has 10 exons. The coding region runs from base 30 to 2252 and encodes 740 amino acids. The record is from RefSeq and is a predicted model, not a curated record. NCBI's taxonomy places the organism in Eukaryota, Metazoa, Arthropoda, Insecta, Diptera, Drosophilidae.
UAAACACACAAGGGAUUUUAGAUCCCAAAAUGUCCAAGGAGUCUGGUGAUUUGGGUAUAUCCGUAAGCUACAGCGAGUUAGAGGCUAUAGACCAGGAUGAUAUUAUCCUGCUUAUAGAUGUGGACUCCGCUAUAAAUAUCUCCAAAGAAUGUGUCACAGACAAAUCGGCAAAUCCUGUGGAUGUCUUGUCCCUGUGGUUCAGUAAGCUAUUAAGGGCGUACAUUAAUAAAUCUGUGUGCUGCGUCAGAGCGGCUAAGGAAAUGUGCAAAUGGUUUAAAAUUGAAAUGGACUCUGGUGUUGAAAUUCACAAAGCCCAUAUAAAACUGCUUAAAGAUGCGCUUGCCUUUAUAACCAUAUCUAGAAGUCAUUUGUUGACAGCAGGCGAACGUUUGAUUCAUAUCUUGGCCUACCUUUUAUUUUCAUUAAUUGAAUUUUUUCUGGGAGGAAGUGACAGUAGUGAACAUCACCUCGUUGUAGAUCUUCAGAUUGCUGUGCUUUCACUGGUAAAAGAGAUUACCACUGGAUCAGAAAAGGUUCACCCGCUCCUCACACCCUUGAUGCAGAAGAUAAUGUAUGUCGGCGAUAUUGAAAGAAAGAAUAUUAAGGAUGUAAUGAUACUCGUAAAGACUAGCGAGACGUUAACUUACAUCAGCUUGCACUACAUGUCUUACGUUAAUUUCAAGGAUGAACAAAUACCCGAAUGGCUAAAAGAAACUAUAUCGUAUUUAUGUGAAAUGAUUCACGGUUACUUGGAGGAUCUUUUUAAUAAGGGAAAACUAACUGUUACCAUGGAUAGUUUGGAAGAUUAUUUGAAAAUUGUACAAAGUUACUACUUAAUGUUGCUUCAGAUUUUCAAUAAUAAUAUGACACAAAUUAACGAUGAUGUCGCUACUUGCAUCAUGGAUUUAAUUAUGUGUGAGGAAACGAAGCUUUCAAAUUAUUCCGACAACCAUGUUCAUCAACUUAUAUCUACAUAUGUGAGUCCCUACGAAAUGGAUCUUUUUAAACUGGUUUACUCAUUUGACGAAUGUCAAAAGUACUUAACCAUAAGUAUGCAGUAUACACCAGAAUUCGAUUACUUCGACGUUUGCAUAGAUUUUAUAACUGCUGUAUCUGCAGACAACUCAGCUUUCCUUCCGAAUACUUGUCAAACAAUGCAGAAAAUUUUUGAGUAUUUGUUUAAAGAUGCAACCAACUUUAUCCAUGCUGAACGCUACGAAAGAGUACUGAAUGCCUAUGCAUGCUUCUUAUAUUUGGUGCCUGACAAAGAUAUACAUAGAUAUUUCUGCGCCGGCUUGUUUCUAAAGGAUAUCAUUUCAUCGCAAGUGUGUGCGGAUAUACUUAUGUUGUGCUUUCACUUGAAAGAGGUUAAUAAGUGUUGGACUGACAAAGCCAUACAGCAAGCUGCAGUUUUUUGGAAUAAGUGCAAUAAUUCCUAUGCCAUGUUUUCUACAAAUAUCAGCCAAUUGCAUGUGCAAAGAUUUCUAAAGUAUUUUCACCGUCUGGGAAAGCAAGGACUUCCGGCCAUGAGCACCCAAAACUUUCGUCACCUAUCUGCGGUAGCAAAAGCAAACGCGCAAUUAGGAAGUAAACUAUUGGAACGUUUAGAUCACAUCUCUGUUGCAGUGCCUACGAAAGUCGAGAUCUACUAUGAAAUGGCGGCUCUUCUAGAACUGUUAGUGCAGCAGAAUCAAACUGACUGCUCCCAGUGGUUUCAGAGGACAUCAGAUAUGGUCAAGAAACUUCUAAGCAUUGGCAAGAGUUCAAUUUUUACCAGUGCUUAUUUCAAGCUGCUUGCCUUUGGAAAUAAAUCUACUCAAUUGCUGAUAUUACGAGGAUUGGAUCCAACUACUGAUUGCACAAACUGGCAUCGACAGAAAUUCGUGGCAGCUUGUAAAUUCAGUGAUGAUGGUCAAUUAAAAGCGUUUAGUGCCCGCCACGUCAUUGGGUGUGAUGAGCUAUUGUAUAAGGCUUUGCAGCAGAAACUGGGAACUCUGGAUAAAGCAUCCAUUGAGGGUUUAGUAAAUGUAGCUAAAUCAAGCUACACGCGCCAGUCUGAACACAAUUGCCGAGGCUCUGGGCUAAAACGUAAGCGGAGUAUAAUGCGGCCUAAGGAAAUCCUACGUGAAAUCUAUGAAGGCACUCUUCAGUUAGGCCAGUGUAGUGAGGAUUUCGAUGCUUCCGAUUGGGAUCUUCAUAAAAAAGUGAUGUCAAAUUUAAGUAAAAUCGUUCCAGGAUCCAACUUUGUUUAGACAUAUAUCGCCCAAUGAAUUCCGAUAAUUAUGCAUUUAAAUAUCGCAGAGUUUUUUUUAAUAGAGAAUGCCUAAUAAAGACAAGGUGUGGAGUUAA